AUGGACAGUGUACAGACCCAUUUUGUUCCAUUACUCCCAUUCAGAAUACAUCCAAUAUAUCCCCGCCUUUUUGCGCAACCCUGAUUCAAUAGCAAUCCAUAUCCCGAGACGCGGGAAACUCAGGAUGGCGGCGGACGGACCCAAGUUCACGGUUCGGCCGCUGUCGAAACAGCCCAGAAACGAUCAGAAGGACUCCUUCCGUGUCUCUCUGUCUCCGUCUUCCCUGCUCCUUGUGAAAGCUAGACCGGGCGAUCUGUGUCGACUGGAAUCGGCAGAAGGCCCCCCAGGGACGGCCAUCGCGUGGGCUUCUGCUGAGAAAAUUCCAGAUACUGUUGUUCAGACAUCGAGAGCUGUUCAGGAUCUCUAUGGCCUUAAGCUGGGAGAAAAGAUAUCGAUUUAUCGAGAGCAUGAACCUUUGGACGAAAUAUCAGCAGUACGCCUCGAAGAAUGCACAGACGCCAGCAGAAUUUCUGCGUUUGGCGCGCUUCUGGAAACGGAUAGACCGCACUGGGAGUGGGGUCUUGAAUACCCCUUGUCUAAAUGUGAGAUCAUCGCGGAAGGGAUGGUGUUCGACUUAGACCUUAGGGGCAAUCGUAGAACCUUUAGGGUGGCCGAAAUCGAGCCUCUCACGCAAAGCCGGAGUAAUACCAUCUUUCAAUUUACUUCCCGAUCCAAGGUAUCCAUCGGACAGGCCUUGCGACGUCAGACUCUUCCUUCCUCACUUGUCGUGUCGCCCACAGGACUGGGUGGCCUUGGCCAGCAAGUAAUGCAGAUCAAUGAGAGGCUUCGUGACUUUACAUUCCAGGAGCAUAACGUGGCCAUGCCUUCAUUUUAUCGGAAUAGUGGCGGGAUUUUAAUCUACGGCCCAAAAGGUACAGGGAAGAGCACACUCUUAUCCAAACUCGGUGCUGCAGGGUGGAAGAAAGUGCUCACCAUCAACAGCUCUGUACUGAACAGAAACCGAGGCGAUGGGGAGGUGCUGUUGCGCAAGAUCUUCACCGAAGCUCUUCAGUCUCAGCCAUGCCUUAUUGCCAUAGACCAAUUGGAUUACCUCGCUCCCAAAAAUCGACCUAAUGAUUCAUCUAUAUGUUCAGCACUCUGUGAAGCCCUGGAUAGUCUACAGGAUGCAAAAGUUCUCGUGGCCGCCUGCACAAGGCACCCGAACGAUGUUGACGACAGCCUUAGAACACCCCAUCGGUUUGGCGUCGAGAUCGAGUUACCCGUUCCGACCGCUAAGGGGCGAGAAGAGAUUCUGCUAUCCAUCCGAGGAACGUCCAAUGUGCCAAAUGACCAUCAAUUAGCAAAAUUGGCAGAACGGACUCACGGAUACGUCGGUGCCGACCUGUUUUCGUUAUUGCAGCUUUCGUGUAGAAAAGCGCAGACUAGGCAAAUAUUGCAAUUGGAACAGGGCAAGUCGUGUUCGAAUGAGCAACAUAUUUCGGGACUGGCAACACCUUCGGAGAGCGGCGCUCCCGAUGAGAAUUUCCUUCAAAUCGAUGAUACGGAUAUAUCACUCGCGCUUCAAGAAACUCGCCCGACGGCGAUGAGAGAGGUUUUCCUGGAGACGCCCAAAGUGAAAUGGAGUGAUAUUGGUGGACUACAUGAAAUAAAAGAGCGUCUUCGGAAGGCGGUGGAGAGACCACUCAAAUUUCCUGACCGAAUGAAACGACUGAACAUAAGCGGCAAGAAGGGUAUUUUGCUAUACGGUCCUCCUGGUUGUUCUAAAACACUGAUGGUCAAAGCACUGGCGACUGAAGCCGGGUUGAACUUUCUGGCAGUUAAAGGGGCUGAGAUCUUGAGUAUGUAUGUCGGGGAGUCGGAACGGGCACUCCGUGAGAUAUUUCGAAAAGCACGAUCGGCCAGCCCGAGCAUUAUAUUUUUUGACGAGAUUGAUGCAAUUGCUUCGCGACGAGGCAGUAGUGCAGCUCAGGGGGGCGGCGGUGGUAUUAAUGUGCUAACGACUUUGCUCAAUGAAAUGGACGGGAUUGAAGAGCUGAAAAACGUGCUUGUUGUUGCGGCAACGAACAAGCCGGAGGUUCUCGACCCUGCCCUUAUGCGCCCUGGGAGACUGGAUAAUAUUCUGUAUAUUGGGCCCCCAGACAUGCAGGCGCGGAAGGAGAUUUUAAACAUCUGGAUUAGUAAAUCGGAAGUGGAUGACGACGUCGAUAUUGACAUGUUAGCCGAGGUGACUGAAGGAUACUCUGGAGCGGAGAUGGUUAAUAUCUGUGAAACUGCAGCCGACGGUGCCCUAGACGAGGAGGAAGAGACUGGCCAGCAGCAAAGAAUAGGAUGGAGACACUUUGAAUCUGCAUUGGACCAGGUGCCCAGGCAGAUAUCAUCGGCGGUGAUUCAGGGUUAUGAGAGAUGGAGAGACGAGAUGAAAUGAACAUGACCAAAUAAACAUCAAUUCUUCCCUCAAUGACAUGCAUAUUUUGAU
Histoplasma capsulatum G186AR is the source of this 2437-nucleotide messenger RNA. RefSeq names its product cell division cycle protein. The transcript has 2 exons. Gene Ontology annotation, molecular function: ATP hydrolysis activity; ATP binding. Lineage: Eukaryota; Fungi; Ascomycota; Eurotiomycetes; Onygenales; Ajellomycetaceae. The record is from RefSeq and is a predicted model, not a curated record. Gene Ontology annotation, cellular component: cytoplasm. The coding region runs from base 125 to 2386 and encodes 753 amino acids.